Lepus europaeus (European hare) is the source of this 841-nucleotide messenger RNA. It is a transcript of the gene MMP7, whose product is annotated as matrix metallopeptidase 7. Lineage: Eukaryota; Metazoa; Chordata; Mammalia; Lagomorpha; Leporidae. The transcript has 6 exons. Gene Ontology annotation, molecular function: metalloendopeptidase activity; zinc ion binding. The coding region runs from base 1 to 813 and encodes 270 amino acids. The record is from RefSeq and is a predicted model, not a curated record. Gene Ontology annotation, cellular component: extracellular matrix. Gene Ontology annotation, biological process: collagen catabolic process; extracellular matrix organization; proteolysis.
AUGGCAGCUUUGCAGCUCUCCCUGCUGGGUACUGUGUGUCUGCUGUCCAGCAGCCUGGCCCUGCCUCUGCUCCAGGAGGCAGGAGGCAUGAAGGAGCCACAGUGGGAACAGGCUCAGGACUAUCUCAAGAGAUUUUAUUUUCAUGGCUUGAAAUCAAAGGAAGUCGAUAGUUUGGAAACCAGACUGAAGGAGAUGCAGAAGUUCUUUGGCCUGCCUAUAACUGGAAGGUUAAAUUCCCACCUCAUAGAAAUAAUGCAUAAGCCCAGAUGUGGUGUACCAGAUGUUACAGAAUACUCACCACUCCCAAGCAGCCCGAAGUGGACUUCCAGAGUAGUCACCUACAGGAUCGUGUCAUAUCCAUUUCCUACUCAAAACUUAUCACCUGUCAGAGUGGACCAAAUAGUGGCAAAGGCUUUCAACUUGUGGAGCAAAGAGAUUCCACUGCAAUUCAAGAGACUCCGGUUGGGAAUUGCUGAUAUCAUGAUUGGCUUUGCCAGAGGAGCUCACGGGGACGCUAGCCCCUUUGAUGGACCAGGAAACACACUGGCUCAUGCCUUUCCACCUGGGCCCGGCCUUGGAGGAGAUGCUCACUUUGAUAAUGAUGAACACUGGACCGACGGUAGCAGUUUAGGAAUUAACUUUCUGUACGUGGCAACUCAUGAACUUGGCCAUUCUUUGGGUCUGGAUCACUCCUCUGAUCCAAACGCUGUGAUGUAUCCAACCUAUGAACAUGCGGAUUCCCAAAAUUUCCAACUUGGACAGGAUGAUAUUGAAGGCAUUCAGAAGCUAUAUGGAGAGAAGAAGAAGAAAUGAAGAGAUAGAAACUUCAGGGAGAACUUCC